AUGGAGAGGUUAAGAGAGAAAAAUAAUGGGAAACAAAGUCUCAGUGAAGAUGAAAAUAAUGGUCAGUGCAGUGAAUCAAGUGAUGAAACUCUAAAUUGCAUAGACUUUGAAGACAAUGAAAAAGAGAGAAUGCAUGAUUUUAAUGAAGACUUUGUUGAAGGGGUUGAUGAAGGGUUGCAUGAAGCUGAUAAUGGGAGGGAUAAUGUUGAUGAUGACGUACCUAAUGAACCACCCAUAAUUAAUUUUUCAACAAUAGAGAUGGAAAAGGAGCAUGUCAUAGAAAAAACUACAUGA
Molecule: messenger RNA, 294 nt
Organism: Vicia faba (fava bean)
Lineage: Eukaryota; Viridiplantae; Streptophyta; Magnoliopsida; Fabales; Fabaceae
Source: the annotation of a GenBank genome assembly